AUGGCUCUCAGCUUCAGAACAAGUCGCCAUGCCUCCAAAUUGGCCCAGGUGUCGCGCCCCCUCUUUUCGGCCCGACGCUAUGCGACCGCGGAGCCGGACCUGAAAACCACAUUGAAAGAAGUCAUCCCAGCCAAGCGAGAGCUGCUCAAGCAGGUUAAGGCUCAAAGUGAGGAAGUUAUUGGAGAAGUCAAGGUGGGUAAUGUGAUCGGUGGUAUGCGUGGCCUCAAGGCCAUGCUGUGGGAGGGCUCCGUUCUCGACGCCGACGAGGGUAUUCGCUUCCACGGAAAGACAAUCAAGGACUGUCAGAAAGAGCUUCCCAAGGGCACAUCGGGCACAGAAAUGCUCCCAGAGGCCAUGUUCUGGCUGCUCCUGACCGGCCAGGUCCCAUCCACCGCACAGGUGCGCGCAUUCUCCAAGGAGCUCGCGGAGAAGUCACAUGUGCCCCCUCACAUUCUGGACUUGAUCAAGUCUUUCCCCAAGACCAUGCACCCCAUGACCCAAUUGUCUAUCGCGGUUGCUGCACUUAACACGGAGUCUAAAUUUGCUCAAGCCUAUGAAAAUGGCUUGAACAAGGCGGACUACUGGGAGCCCACUUUUGACGACAGCAUCUCGCUCCUAGCCAAGAUUCCUCGUGUUGCAGCCCUGGUCUUCCGCCCCAAUGAGAUUGAUCUCGUCGGAAACCAAAAGCUUGAUGUCUCUCAGGAUUGGUCAUACAACUUUGCUGAGUUGCUGGGUAAGGGCGGCUCGGAGCACGAGGACUUCCAUGAUUUGCUCCGUCUGUACCUGGCUCUGCACGGUGACCACGAGGGUGGCAACGUCUCUGCCCACGCAACACACCUGGUCGGAAGCGCUUUGAGUGACCCCUUCCUUAGCUACAGUGCCGGUUUGCUGGGUCUUGCUGGUCCGUUGCACGGACUGGCAGCCCAGGAGGUCCUGCGCUGGAUCCUGGCGAUGCAAGACAAGAUCGGCACUAAAUUCACUGAUGAGGAUGUCCGAAGCUACCUCUGGAACACUCUCAAGUCCGGUCGGGUCGUUCCCGGCUAUGGUCAUGGUGUUCUCCGCAAGCCCGACCCGCGUUUUCAGGCGCUGAUGGACUUUGCUGAUACUCGCCCUGAUGUUCUUGCUAACCCAGUGUUCCAAUUGGUCAAGAAAAACUCUGAGAUUGCGCCCGGCGUUCUGACUGAGCAUGGCAAGACCAAGAACCCCCACCCCAACGUCGAUGCCGCUUCUGGAGUCUUGUUCCACCACUACGGCUUCCAGCAACCCCUGUACUACACCGUGACCUUCGGUGUGAGCCGAGCUCUUGGACCCCUUGUCCAAUUGAUCUGGGACCGUGCCUUGGGUAUGCCCAUUGAGCGCCCCAAGAGCAUCAACCUCUUGGGUCUGUUGAAGAAAUAA
Messenger RNA from Penicillium verhagenii, 1398 nucleotides. It is a transcript of the gene mcsA, whose product is annotated as putative citrate synthase Cit1. Gene Ontology annotation, biological process: tricarboxylic acid cycle; carbohydrate metabolic process. Bases 1 to 1398 code for a protein of 465 amino acids. Gene Ontology annotation, molecular function: 2-methylcitrate synthase activity. The transcript has 3 exons. The record is from RefSeq and is a predicted model, not a curated record. Lineage: Eukaryota; Fungi; Ascomycota; Eurotiomycetes; Eurotiales; Aspergillaceae. Gene Ontology annotation, cellular component: mitochondrial matrix.